AUGCGAAAUAAAGGCUUAGUUUUUCGUUACAUAGGAAUAUUCGCAAGGAAAUUUAGGUCUUUUCAGGAGACAUGGUUACUGCCAUGGUGGGGCAGUGGGGGGAUGUCCGCGGCCCCGAUUUGGGCACUAGACACAGUAGUACUGAUCGUGAAGUUGUGCUCGACUCUCACUAUGGCUGUCGUGAGAAUUAUAAUACCGCCGGCAAUGAAAAGUCUAUACGGCGAAACUGUGUUGAUAACCGGCGCUGGUCAAGGAUUAGGACGCGAACUAGCGAUCCAGUUCGCGGAGCUGGGCGCCACCGUUAUAUGCUGGGACAUCGAUGCGCGUAGAAACGAUGCUGUUGUUAAUCAUAUACGCAGCAAAGACGGCGAGUGUUUCGCCUUCACUAUAGACGUGACAGUCCGCGAGCAGGUGUCGGCGCUGGCCGCGCGCAUGCGUCGACAGCUGUCCGACGUGUCGAUGGUGGUGAGCAACGCGGGCACCUUCUCCUGCUCGCCCAUAACGAGUUACAGGCCGGACGCCAUCGCCAAGCUUAUUGAGAUCAAUCUGAUGGCGCAUUUUUGGAUUAUCCAAGCAUUCCUACCGCACAUGAUCGAAAGGAGACACGGACACAUCGUAGCCAUUAAUUCGAGUGCAGGUCUUCUGCCCUGUGCGGACAUGGUGCCGUAUUGUGCCGCCAAGUUUGGCCUCAGAGGCUUGAUGGAUUCCAUGUCCGAGGAACUGAGAUUGAGCACAUGGACUAAAAAUAUCUACACGACAUCCGUAUACCUGGCAACGAUGUCGACAGGCCUGUACCAACCUUCGUCUCAUCGUUUCAAAUCUUGGUACUCCGAAAUCACGGCAAAAGAAGCCGCUAGGAUUAUAAUAGCUGGAAUUCGUAAGAAUCACAAGGAGAUCAGCAUACCGUCUUUCAUGAAAUGGUUGAUAGUCAUUAACAAUGUGUUGCCUUACCGGAUAAGAAUAAUUUUCACCGACUUUUUUAAUUUCGGCCACAGAGGAUGGUUCAGCUUCUGUUGA
Messenger RNA from Parnassius mnemosyne (clouded apollo), 1017 nucleotides. The record is from the annotation of a GenBank genome assembly. NCBI's taxonomy places the organism in Eukaryota, Metazoa, Arthropoda, Insecta, Lepidoptera, Papilionidae.